This is a messenger RNA of Exophiala spinifera, 1842 nucleotides long. RefSeq lists its product as uncharacterized. Lineage: Eukaryota; Fungi; Ascomycota; Eurotiomycetes; Chaetothyriales; Herpotrichiellaceae. The record is from RefSeq and is a predicted model, not a curated record. The transcript has 2 exons. Bases 1 to 1842 code for a protein of 613 amino acids.
AUGAUAUCUGAUCGAAAAGCUACAGUCGGCUGUGCAGUCGAUCUCCUCCGAGCCCACCAGUUGAGACGUGAGAAUGCCCAUCUUCACAGGCAGACGCAGGCGUACCACGACGAACUCAUCUGCACCAGAGCCGAAGUGAAAGAGCUCAAGAUCAUUGUCCGAGGAUAUCAGGCCGAUCGGGCAAGUUCACAAUCUCUACGCAAACUGUACGAGGCAAGAUCCGAUGAGCAAGCCGCUCAGAUCAGAUGCCUACGUGGAGAUCUGGAAAUGCUCAAGGCAGAAACGGCGAAACACGAGGGUGAAGUAGCACGAUACUGUGCGGACACCGUGCCAGAGAGAAGAAUGCUAGAGGAAAGACUCUCCCGGAUUGAGACCCUGUUUCAACAUGCCGCAGAAGCCUCGAAAUCUCAUUUCCAGACCGUCGAUGCUCGGCUCGAGGGACUCGAAACUGGCCUUCAGAGCAAAGCGGACGCUGCUCUCGUUGAACACAUCCAUCUCUUGACGGGCCCGAUACAACCUCCUGACGCUUCACUGGAUUCUGUGAGCCGCGUCAACAACAGCGUUGAGGUGGCUAACCCGUUACUCCAAGAGCAUACAGGCAUUCAGGUACACGAUUCUCAGAGAACGUACCUCCCAGAGAGAUCCGCGAAUCCCGCCUUGAAUCCCCAUCAUGACGCCGCUACGAAACCGGCAGUCCAAUCCUCGAUUCCCUCUGACCUGGAUCUGGAUGAAAAUGUCAAUACCGUCAGCUAUGCCGGUCACCGAAUUCUCAGCGUCGACGACAAUGAUUCGCUAAGUUUCUUGUCAGAGUGUCGAGCACCCGCAAAUGAACUCACCAGAGCCAACAAUCUCACGCAGGAGAAAUUCGAAAGCUGGGAGCACUACUACUCCCGAGCCCACAGCCUGGUGCAAGCUUUGCCUGCUACUUUUGAAGAGAUGGUCGUGCGAAGAUUUGCCGAUGGUCUAUUCAAGACAGUGCAAAGAAAACAAUGCCGGCAAUGGCUGGAACUCAAAGGCUGGACUUGGGAAAAUGUAGACUCGUUCGGAGACAUCAGCUCACAGAUUCCCGAGGCACCAAGUUCGACUCUUGCUCCGAGCGCCGAGAUCUCGGCCAGGUACUCCAAGAAGAUGGGACCGCUUCUGGAGAAGAAGAGAUCGACGGCAAAGAGGGCUUCAAAUGCUCCCGGCCGUGUUCCAACUGGAAACAAUGACACUCGAAUGAUGCCACUGCGACGGAGCCAGCGGUUGAUUGAGAAAGGCAACCGAACAGCGAUGGAGGCCGCCGAGAAGCCAGCGAAGAGCGAGUCGCAAGUGCUGGGUGACAGUUAUCGAAAAAACAUGUCAAUUUCAAGCUCGCAAAAGCGCAAAGCCCUGAAGGAGAAAGCAUCGGGUCCAAAACAGGGUAGGGGUCAUGAAUCCACGAAGACAGGUCGUGCAUCGGGAGGAAAAGACACAGGACAUGCGAAGGCGAUAGCGGGACACAACCCUGCAGUCACUCGAGCCCAGGGGAUAGAUGAUGGGAUGGAGGAAGCACAGUCGCCUGCGGGGUGUAAGGAGAAUGAGAGAGUUGGGCAGAGAUCAUGCCAACAAGAACCAACCAAAGGUAAUUCGAAGCAGCCUCGAGGUGGUAUCAGUUGCGUCCCACGACUUGUACCGCAGAAAAGGGCACUCACAGGGGCUGCGAGCGAAAGUAGCGGUGACGAAGGGUACCUCUACGAACAGCGCAUCAAGCACAACAAUGCGCAGGAAAUGCCUGUCACCAAGCAUAGGCGUGUCGCCCAUCGUCUUCCCUUGCCACCACCUCCAGAGAUUCCGAUCUUGUCAACCUCAAGCGAGGGCUGA